AUGAUUGAUUAUUCGCAUGGAAUGCUCGUGGUCUGGACUGCUCUACGUAGUGAUGACAGUAAUACGGACCAGUAUCGAAUCCAAUGGGACUCUGCUGCGGUGUUUACAAGCCAUUGCGGAGACAACAUCGAAACACAAAUGCUCGUAGUGACAAACUCGUUAGCCAACGUCGCAAACAAAAAACUUAUCGUACAAACGACAGAUGGAAGCACGAAGAUCAGUUGCGUCGAUCCGGUGAAUUUAGCAAGUUCACUACAGAUGCCGUUGCGAGCACUUGGCGGCGUCUAUUCUGGUAGGAUUGCAACGAUACAGGGAGAUGACUCAGCAACGUAUGAUUACGGUCGCACGAACACGGUAAAGUUUCCUCAAGGAGCUGCUGUUCCUACAUAA
This is a messenger RNA of Plasmopara halstedii, 390 nucleotides long. Its product is annotated as PROTEIN R07E4.1, ISOFORM A. NCBI's taxonomy places the organism in Eukaryota, Oomycota, Peronosporomycetes, Peronosporales, Peronosporaceae. The transcript has a single exon. Bases 1 to 390 code for a protein of 129 amino acids. The record is from RefSeq and is a predicted model, not a curated record.